CCAUAAGUCCAGAAAAUGGAAGAUUUGGAUCUAAAGGAGGACAGAACAGAAUCUCCAGGAUCCAUCAGUCCAUCUAUGAGGAGUGACCAGUCCAAAGAUGAUACUCCAGACUUCAAUACUGAACCUGGACCAUCAGAACCAGAGGUGAACCCCAGCUCUCGCCCAAUUACUGCUGAACAUCGGCAUCAGUCCCUCUAUGACCCUGCAAAGAAAAGCAUAUUUAGACAAUGGAUGGAUAAAUGGAGGGAAGAUCUUCCUGGAUGGAGGAAUAGAAGCAGCUGUGCUCCAGCAGAUGUUGGUCUGCAGGAGGUCCUAGAGGAACAUAAGAUCAGUCUGAGGAGGAGAUGUGAACGUGUGACUGAAGGAAGUGAAACAGGAAGUGAUAAAACAGGAAGUAGAACCCUCUUUAACAGGAUCUACACUGAUCUCUUCAUCACAGAGGGACAGAGUGAAGAUGUUAACACCCAGCAUGAGGUGAAGCAGCUGGAUAGAGUUUCCAAGAUCCAGAACCUCCAUGACUCUCCAAUCAGGUGCCAGGACAUCUUUAAAUCCUUCCCUGACCAACAUGGAGCCAUUAGAGUGGUUCUGACCAACGGCGUCGCUGGUGUUGGAAAAACCUUCUCAGUGCAGAAGUUCACUCUGGACUGGGCCGAGGGCUUGGAGAACCAGGAUGUCAGUGUGGUGGUUCUGCUGUCGUUCAGGGAGCUGAACCUGAUCAGAGAUCAGCAGCACAGUCUUCUCUCGCUGCUCCAUGUUUUCCAUCCAACACUCCAGAAGCUCCCAGCAGAGCAGCUGGCUAAAUGCAAACUUCUCUUCAUCUUUGAUGGCCUGGAUGAAAACAGACUUUCACUGGACUUCAACAGCAGUCGGCUGGUUUCUGAUGUCACACAGACGUCAUCAGUCAAUGUUCUGCUGACAAACCUCAUCAAGGGAAAGCUGCUUCCCUCGGCUCUCAUCUGGAUAACUACCAGACCUGCAGCGGCCAAUCAGAUCCCUCCUUCAUGUGUUACCAGGGUAACAGAAGUACGAGGUUUCACCGACGCCCAGAAGGAGGAGUACUUCAGGAAGAGGUUCAGUGAUGAAGAGCUGUCCAGCAGAAUCAUCUCCCACAUCAAGAUCUCCAGGAGCCUCCACAUCAUGUGUGGAAUCCCAGUCUUCUGCUGGAUCACUGCUACGGUUCUGGAGAACAUGUUGACCUCAGAACAGAGAGGAGAGCUGCCCAAGACCAUGACUGACAUGUACUCACACUUCCUGCUGGUCCAGACAAAGAGGAAGAAGAACAAGUACCAUGGAGGACAUGAGACAAGUCCACAGGAUCUGAUGGAGGCUGACAGGGAAGUUCUUCUGAAGCUGGGGAAACUGGCAUUUGAACAUCUGGAGAAAGGAAACAUCAUGUUCUACCAAGAAGACCUGGAGAAGUGUGGUCUGGAUGUCACAGAGGCCUCAGUGUACUCAGGAGUUUGUACAGAGAUCUUCAAAAGAGAGAAUCUGAUCUUUCAGAAACCAGUCUACUGCUUUGUUCACCUGAGCAUCCAGGAGUUUCUGGCUGCAGUUUACAUGUUUCACUGUUUCACCAGCAGGAAGUCAGAGAUGAUCAAGACGUUCCUGGGAAAAACAUACAUUGAAACAUCUCUAGAUGAGUUCAUGAAGAAAGUCAUGGAGAAAUCCCUCAGCAGUAAAAAUGGCCACCUGGACCUGUUUGUCCGCUUCCUUCAUGGUCUCACUGUGGAGUCCAACCAGAGACUCUUAGAAGAUCUGCUGGGUCAGACAGAGAACCGUCCAGAAACCAUCCAGAGAAUCAUCACCAACCUGAAGGAGAUGAACACUGAUAGAAUCUCUCCUGACAGAAGCAUCAACAUCUUCUACUGUCUGGUGGAGAUGAACGACGUCUCAUUUUAUCAGGAGAUCCAACGGCUGCUGGAUUCAGGGAAGAAACUCUCAGUGACUGACUGUUCAGCUCUGGCCUUCAUGCUGCAGAUGUCAGAGGUUCUGGAUGAGUUGGACCUGGAGAAGUACAACACAUCAGCAGGUGGACGACUGAGACUGGUUCCAGCUGUGAGGAACUGCAGAAAGGCUCGCAUCAAAUCCAGCAGAUGAACGGAGACACAACUGGGAGCAUCAUGUGUCUGGUCUGCUCCCAGUUUCCUCUGUGGCAGCAUUUAAUAAUCUGCUGCUGGGAGCCAUGUUUCUAUAGAAUAUACUACUAUUAUUAAUGAUGAGGAGGAUUCUAGAUGCUGCAGCAGCAGAUAUGGGCUAAACAAACCCAGAGAUGCCAGAGGUCCACAGCAGGCUGGACUUCCUGCUCUGCUCACUUCAUUUAUAACUCACUUCCUGCUUGGUGGAAGAUCUCAAGGAGCCAAACGGUCUAGUCCAAGUCAGUGUGAGUCAGAGCUGUGAGCAGUUCCUCCUCCUCUCCAUCAUCUCCAGUAGUUUCCUUCAUUCAGCUCAGUCAGCCUCUUCAUCAGCUGCUGCAGCUCCUUUGAGGCUCUGAUGCUGCAGAGAAACUGAACUUUCCUUCACAGAUGAUAGAAGAUCUUCAACAUCUGACUGAGCUGAAGGUCUGAGGACAUGAAGCCUGGACCAGAACCAGAACCAGAACCUGGACUUUAGUCAGGAACUGCACAGACUCUCUGUCGGGUCAAA
Molecule: messenger RNA, 2643 nt
Organism: Poecilia latipinna (sailfin molly)
Lineage: Eukaryota; Metazoa; Chordata; Actinopteri; Cyprinodontiformes; Poeciliidae
Product: protein NLRC3-like
Exons: 4
Coding region: 16-2097 (693 amino acids)
Source: RefSeq, a predicted model, not a curated record